AUGACGGCCGACGUGAACGCCGCCGCGGCAGCGUGUCCACACCCGCCCAAGACGCCGGCCAAGGGAUGCCCCGUGGACAGCGCCGACGCAGCCGGUCUGACCGCCGAGCUGAUGCGCAUUGCAGGCCACGCGUCGGGCGUCAGCGUGCACGGAUCGACAGCAGCGGCUGUGCCGAGCCUGUCGCAAGCGCGCGCCGUGUCUUCGAUCCCGAAAGGCGAAGGCGUCACGUCGGUGCAUCAGUCGAAUGUGAACGAGGACAAGUGGGAGUACCCGAGCGAGGAGAUGUACUUCCGGGCGAUGAAGCGGAAGGGUUGGGCGCCUGAUGCGCAGCAGAUGAAGACGAUCGUCGCGAUCCACAACACUGUGAACGAGCAGAGCUGGCGGGAAGUGCUCAAGUGGGAGAGCGUCCACGUAGCACCUGAGCGCGUCAAGCUCAAGACGUUCAUGGGCAAGCCGACCGAGUACAGUCCCAAGGCCCGGAUCAUGAACUUGUUGGGGUGGUCCGUGCUGCCGUUCGAUCGACACGAUUGGAUCGUCGAUCGGGACGGGAAAGAAGUGCGCUAUGUGAUUGACUUUUACUCGGGGCAACCUGAGCCAGGCCGUCCACUCAGUGUCUAUCUGGAUGUGAGGCCCGCGCUUGACUCGGUGGAGGGUCUUGUGGACCGCGUGCGGUGGCAGUUUCGCGAGAAGAUCCGACCGCUGCUGCCCUUUGGUGGUGCCGCGUUCGGCGGCAGUGCUGCAGCUGUGGACACACCUCGAGACACGACAGACGAGCAAGGCGGGCGCUCGAAAGUCACGCCCAAGACCGACUGA
Hyaloperonospora brassicae is the source of this 813-nucleotide messenger RNA. The record is from the annotation of a GenBank genome assembly. NCBI's taxonomy places the organism in Eukaryota, Oomycota, Peronosporomycetes, Peronosporales, Peronosporaceae.